Molecule: messenger RNA, 1647 nt
Organism: Trachemys scripta elegans
Lineage: Eukaryota; Metazoa; Chordata; Testudines; Emydidae
Product: ubiquitin-conjugating enzyme E2 Q1
Exons: 13
Coding region: 26-1243 (405 amino acids)
Source: RefSeq, a predicted model, not a curated record
GGGGCCCGGGUCCCUCCAUGGGAAGAUGCAGCGGGCGGGGGCGGAGGAGGCGGCGGGGUCGCAGGCGGCGGCGGGGCCCGGGCGGAGCGGGGGCGGCGCGGCCUCCCCCGGGCGGCUCCUGAGGCGGGAGCUGCGGCUGCUCGAGUCCAUCUUCCACCGGGGCCACGAGCGGUUCCGCAUCGGCAGCGCCUGCCCCGACGAGAUCAGCUGCGAGUUCGUGCCCGGGCCGGGGGCGCGCGCCGGGGGGUCCGGGAGCCGGGGCCCGCCGCCGGGGCCCGUCCGCAUCCACUGCAACAUCACGGAGUCUUACCCGGCUGUUCCCCCAAUCUGGUCUGUGGAGUCGGAUGAUCCAAACCUGGCAGCUAUCCUGGAGAGGCUGGUGGAAGUCAAGAAAGGAAAUACAUUGCUUUUGCAGCACCUGAAGCGGAUAAUCUCCGACCUGUGCAAACUCUACAACCUUCCCCAGCACCCAGAUGUCGAGAUGUUGGACCAGCCUCUGCCAGCAGAACAGAGCACCCAGGAAGAGGUGUCCUCGGAGGAUGAAGAUGAGGAGAUGCCAGAGGACACCGAGGACUUGGAUCACUACGAGAUGAAAGAGGAGGAGCCAGUCGACGGGAAGAAGACAGAGGACGACGGCAUCGGGAAGGAAAACCUGGCCAUUUUAGAGAAAAUCAAACAGAACCAGAGGCAAGAUUACUUAAAUGGCGCAGUGUCUGGCUCUGUACAGGCCACUGACCGGCUAAUGAAGGAGCUCAGGGAUAUUUACCGAUCACCAAGUUUCAAGGGCGGAAACUAUGCAGUUGAACUAGUGAGCGACAGCCUGUACGAUUGGAACGUCAAACUCCUGAAGGUUGACGAGGAUAGCGCUUUGCACAACGAUCUCCAGAUCCUCAAAGAGAAAGAAGGGAUGGACUUCAUCCUCCUAAACUUCUCCUUUAAAGAUAACUUUCCUUUCGACCCACCGUUCGUAAGGGUUGUGUCCCCUGUGCUCUCGGGGGGGUACGUUCUGGGGGGAGGUGCCAUCUGCAUGGAGCUGCUUACAAAGCAGGGCUGGAGCAGUGCCUAUUCUAUUGAAUCAGUGAUCAUGCAGAUCAGUGCCACGCUGGUGAAAGGGAAAGCGAGGGUGCAGUUUGGAGCCAAUAAAAAUCAGUACAGCCUGACGCGAGCACAGCAGUCCUACAAGUCCCUGGUUCAGAUCCAUGAGAAGAAUGGCUGGUACACACCACCCAAGGAAGACGGCUAGCAUUGACAGUUGGCUGGGCUCUGCAGGACCAACUGGUUACUUCUGAAUGCUCUACUUGGCCCAUAAAAUGCCCCUGUGGCUCCCUCCGGGGAUGAUAGCUCUGCCUGUUUGCAGGACAGUAACGGCUGUUGUAAACUCGAUGGGAAAAACUGUGUAAGCAGUUGGACUGACGUGAAACUCUUGCUGGACCCUCGCGAGCAGGCGUCCUUAUUAAAACAACUCUUGAGCCUCUUGUAUCGCUGGAAACUUUCGACUCCGCUCCAGUCUAGAGCAUCCUCCUCACCUAUGCUACGGAUUUAAUUUAUUUUCUUAUUUCAUGUACACUGCUUUUUUUGGUUACAGUGUAUGAUGGAUGUGUAUGGAAAAUGUAUCUUUGGAGAAAAAUUACAGUUUGUUAAUUUGAA